CACUCUAGGUGUGCCCUUUGCAAGACAGGAAGUUUCAUUUGAACAAGUCUAGCUUUUUCAGUUGCUGUUUACUUUAUUUGAUUUUAAUAUCCAUAUUUUAUUCUCACUUAUUGGACUAAUGUCGGGUUCACCUGGGGCUGAAGUUCUUACCUCUCAAUAUUUAAGGAAUUGUCUUUGAGCGGAGCAGAGACUGAGUGAGGGGGUGUGAAAUGACUGAAUAUAAACUUGUGGUUGUGGGAGCUGGUGGUGUUGGGAAAAGUGCCUUGACAAUCCAACUCAUUCAGAAUCACUUUGUGGAUGAAUAUGAUCCUACAAUUGAGGACUCUUACAGGAAGCAAGUAGUAAUUGAUGGAGAGACCUGUUUAUUGGAUAUUCUUGACACUGCAGGACAAGAGGAGUACAGUGCAAUGAGGGAUCAAUACAUGCGAACAGGAGAGGGCUUCCUCUGUGUGUUUGCAAUCAAUAACAGUAAAUCUUUUGCAGAUAUUCAUCUAUACAGAGAACAGAUCAAGAGAGUGAAGGACUCGGAUGAUGUUCCCAUGGUUCUUGUGGGCAACAAAUGUGAUUUGCCAACGAGGACAGUUGAUACCAAACAAGCACAGGAGUUGGCACGAAGCUAUGGGAUUGAGUUUGUGGAGACUUCUGCAAAGACCCGGCAGGGAGUGGAAGAUGCCUUUUACACUUUGGUGCGGGAGAUCCGGCAUUACCGAAUGAAGAAGCUCAACAGCAGUGAAGAGAGGAAUCAGGGAUGCCUGGGAGUUUCCUGCACAGUUAUGUGAUAAAGUUAUUGGCGCUGCCUCACCAUGUAUUCAGGAUGAAAUGCUGUGAAAUGGAAGAGGUGUGACAACGUUUAUUUUUGGUGUGCUGAAAGAGGACGUGACUUUUGUUUGCCUUUUUUUUUUUUUUUUUUUUUUUUUUUUUUAACAUUUUUAAGAAUAUUUUAAGAACAUUCUAAUAAAAAUUUGAGUUGGUUGGGAGGGUAUGAUUAUAUAGACUUUAACCGUGGCCUCUGCCCUGUGGAUGGAAGACACAGGCUGUACUGAACUGGAGAAACUGUUCUGUGGGGGCCUUAGUCGUCCCUCGUCCCUACUGUAACCAAGUACUGGAUGGAUUUUAUUUAGUUAUUUAAACAAUAAUAGUGUUGAAAUUUUUAAUUAUAAAAACUUCUGCCGCAAGUUUGAAACAGUUAACUCUUACAAUCAUGUGAGGUCUCCAUGUCUGGUUUUUGAGACAGCAUUUCCAAAGCUAGGGUUACUAGUUCAUCGUUUGUAUUUUCUGGUGCAGAUUUUGGCAUGAAUGGAGUGUUCCUAAUCAGUGAAUGUUUAAUUUUGUUCAUGUUUUUGUAAGAGGCUGUACAGUGCCAGUAUGAGGUGAAUUCUAAGCCUAACUACACAGCCUUGUCUUUUUUUUCUACUGUAAUUCUUAUCAGCUAGUUAAUGAGUGAGGUUUUUGGCCUUUUCUGUCAUCUUUAACUGCAUUUGGUAGAACAAGAAUACAGUAGUCUAUCCAGUGCCCCACUUCAUGUUUUUGCUCUACCUGUUUUUCACAUACCUCCAAGGAAAGUGUGCAAUGAAUUCUGUCCACAAAGCGAAACAUAUAACCCGACAGUCACUCCGACUGAUAGUAGCUCAUGUUUUAGGGUGCCUUCUGUACCCGUGCCUCAAGUUUUGAAAAUUAACUGUGUAUAGUUUGUUCCAAAUACAUGAAUUCCUUGGUAAAAAAUUUGCUUUGUUAACAGUAGGCAUUUGAAGUUAAACACUGCACAUGGAGGCCAUUUUGAAAGCAACUUUCUCCCUCAUGUAACGUUGCCUAGAUUCUAGUUCUGGCUGCUUUGCCAACAUAAGUGACUCAAAUUGUCAGUGAAUGAUUUUUUUACUUGUUAUAUCCUAUUGCCAUUUUUUCUCUUUCAAUGAAAAUUAAAUCCUAUUCUUUUAAUUUAUUCUGUCUUCCUUUCUAUUUAUCUUUCUUAUAGUGCCUUUUCUAUCCAUAUCUACCUAUCUGUUUUAUGGUGCCUUUCUUUAUACCUACCUACUUAUCUAUCAUAGUGCCUUUCCAGUUUGUCUGUCUAUCUCUCAAUCACCUUUCUGGGUCAGUCUGUGUUCAGUUUCUUUUUGAAAGCAGGUGACUUUCCUCAUGAAUGCAGCUAUAGUUUUGAAAUGACAUAAAUAAACCAAACUGACAUUGGAUCAGAGUACAUCUUGGCAGUAACAGGAUAUAUAUAGGGAAUUUCAGCUGAAAUACAGCUCUCUGCACUUUUGUAUGUUUGCCGUCAAGGCUACAGAUCCCACCAGGGUUUCUGUAGUGACUAAAAACUUAGAGCCUGCCAGCAUUUAAUGGUCCUAUUUCUCAGUAGUGAAGGAAGAGUAUGAAGAGUGAAAAGAUUUGGAUUGGUGACAGGUUAGCUACAGGUGAACUGUAAAUAAGCUGUAUUUUGGAAUUGUUGCUUACUGAAUAAUCCAAAAAUAAAGCUAAACACUUCAAAAGGAUGGUUGGUAUUUGGAAACUGGAUUGAAGAUGAAUAAGUACAUGUUUUUAGGCUUAAUUUACUACUAUUUAAUUUCCAAUAAGCCCUCCUCGUUUUGCAAAUACCUCAUCUUUUUUUGAGGAAAAUUUACGAGAGAUUUUCUUGAUGCAGUUAGCAUUCAGACAAAGAUUGCAGUACAUGUAAUAUAGUUUUUGACACAGUGCAUUGUAGAUCGGUUGAUUAUAAUAUAAUGUGUGUUGAUUUUCCUUCCUUGUCCCCGGACAAAUCACUAAUGCUCAGUAAUCAGUGCUUGAUCCUUUGGAGGCUAACGGUGAUCAGACACCUUUUAAUUGUGUCAAAGUGAAGCUGAAUGAGUUCAGGUGAUGAGGCUUCUGGCAGCAUGGUGGCUUUUGCACUGCACACAAAAAAAGAUGUUUGACAUGUAGGCCGCUAGACUUUUUUUUUCUUUUAAUGUGGUUCAGACCUAGGCCAGUCAGGUUCCUUCUGGUUUAUGAAGUGUUAAUUAUUGUCAGUCAAGUUUUCUUCUAUUUGUACUUUUCUGAUUUGCACAGUUGCUGAUAAGAUGGCCCUCAUAAUAAGCUUUGUUCAGUUUAUUAUUAAUAAACCAAUAUAUAUAUAUUAAUUAUUCUUUUGUGGGGUGGUGUUGUGCUUGUACAUUUAUGGGCUCUACUGAGCUCCAAUUGUGAGUCCCUUUUUGAUCAGUAUAUUUCAUCUGUUCCUACACUUUGAAUCAAGGUGUAGCUCAGGAAGAGCUCAUGAACAUUUCAUUGUUGGUUGCUUUGUUGGAGUGAGCACUGCAUUUAAGUACAUAGUUUUAAUUUUAUAAAAAUAAAUAUGCAAGUGAACUGUAUUUUCAAAUUAUCAGGUAACGACAAUAUUGGGUGGACAGAGGCAUCUCAAAGUCCAAUUGCAGCUAAAUUGCACAAAACAGAAGAGGGGUGUGUUAAGGCUACAGUAACAAUCACGUAUAGUGUUAAAAUCAAGGAGACAUAAUAAUCAAAUGCCAGUGGCCUUUGUCCUCUUUGGGAACAGGGUAGAAUAACAACUGUAUUUAUUGGGCAGUUAUUUGUGGGUUAUUACAUCACUAAUAGCUCCAAAAAAGUGCCUUUUAGGUGAUAGUAAUGUUAACAUCUUUUCAAAUGUUAUAGGGCAAAAUACACUGAUAUCUUAGAUUCCCUAACAAAUUACUUAAGUAAUGUGUAGUUUUAUUGAGUCCAGUGAAAGCUUGCUUCUGGAAGAAUUUUUUUAGAAUUUACCCAGAUGUCAUAAGUAUACUGGAAUAACAAGAUAGCUCUUGUAGUAAUUGCCCAUGAAGAAGUACGAAACAAAUGGCUAAUAGCACAGUUGUAAUUCUAAAGGUUUUCCUUUGUUGUUAAAAUACCAAUGUUAAAAGUGAUUAAUUAAGAAUAAGAUGAAGCUCGGAAGGUUAUAGAAUUUGCCUUGAGAACCAUUGACUUUGGGCUGCAAACCAAAUUACUUUGAGCUGCAUACCACAAAAUUGCUAAAUUCUUAGUUGCUUUGCUUUGUAUUCUAUGUUUUGAAAAUAGAAUAUUAAAUACCUGAUUUAGUUUGUUAAUAAAUGCAGCUCCCUAAAAUAAUUGUAUUGAAUUUUUUUGAAUAAAUUUUUUAUACAAGUA
This is a messenger RNA of Erpetoichthys calabaricus (reedfish), 4122 nucleotides long. RefSeq names its product NRAS proto-oncogene, GTPase (gene nras). Gene Ontology annotation, molecular function: GDP binding; GTPase activity; GTP binding. Gene Ontology annotation, cellular component: plasma membrane. NCBI's taxonomy places the organism in Eukaryota, Metazoa, Chordata, Cladistia, Polypteriformes, Polypteridae. The coding region runs from base 210 to 779 and encodes 189 amino acids. Gene Ontology annotation, biological process: Ras protein signal transduction. The transcript is spliced from 6 exons. The record is from RefSeq and is a predicted model, not a curated record.